Molecule: messenger RNA, 786 nt
Organism: Dichomitus squalens LYAD-421 SS1
Lineage: Eukaryota; Fungi; Basidiomycota; Agaricomycetes; Polyporales; Polyporaceae
Product: HET-domain-containing protein
Exons: 2
Source: RefSeq, a predicted model, not a curated record
AUGUGGCUGCUACAUACGACGACACUCGAGCUGCGUGAGUUCUCUGAUCCGACACAGGUUCAUUAUGCGAUUCUCUCGCAUGUAUGGAACACACAGGGACCUGAAGCCACAUAUCAGCAGAUUCACUCCGCUGUCAUCCGCGAUCUCGGAGAUGACCCGUCGCACGACCACGUCCAAGAAUACCUCUCGAGUCGCUCAACCCUACCAAGCAAGAUUCGGGACUUUGUUGCGGUCGCGCGCUCCAAAGGCUACGAGUACGUCUGGUUAGACACGUGCUGCAUCGACAAAACUAGUAGCGCGGAGCUUUCAGAGGCCAUUAACUCAAUGUUCCAGUGGUAUGCCCAAGCCUCCGUGUGUUACGUAUUCCUGCACGAUGUCGAUGGCUCCGAGCAUCCUGCCGCUCCGAAUAGUGCCUUUCGAGCCAGCCGCUGGUUCACCCGUGGCUGGACCCUGCAAGAGCUCGUGGCUCCCCGAUAUGUCGCUUUCUUUUCGAGAGACUGGACGCUCCUGGGAACGAAGGACAGCUUAGCCAACGUCAUCGAGGCAGUGACACAUAUCAGCACCACGGUUCUUACCCACGGGGUGGCGUUGAACUCCGUCAGCAUUGCCGAACGCAUGUCCUGGGCUGCCGAGCGCACAACUACUAGGAUUGAGGAUAGGGCGUACUCCCUUCUAGGUAUCUUUGGCAUCCACCUACCUACCAUCUAUGGCGAAGGACAUCAGUCUUUCAUUAGGUUACAGGAGGAGAUCCUUCGGCGAAUCCCCGAUCAGACACUCUUUGCAUGG